AUGUACGGCUCUACUACCCUCGCCGCAGGUGCGAUGCUCCUCGCUUCUGGAGCCCAGGCGAUCAACAUCACAUCUGGGUACAUCAACUAUACGACUGUUGCUGGGUACUUCUUACAGGAUGUUGCCAGUACUAACGCCUCAACAUUUGACUAUACUGCGACCAACUUCGGCCUUAUCAACCAGACCUACUCCGGCACCACGAGCUCGACUGCCAACCUCACGCAAUGGCAGCAAUUCCAGGCUCAGGUCGCGGCGUUGAACGCUGCCGCGCCUCUCAAUACUGUCUACAAGGUGCUGUUCAUGGGGAGACACGGCGAAGGAUACCACAAUGCUGCUGAGACAUUCUACGGUACCCCGGCAUGGAACUGCUAUUGGGCUGAGCUAAAUGGCAAUGCUACGGCCACUUGGUACGAUGCCGACUUGACCCCAAACGGCAUCAACCAGGCUAUCAUCGCGCACAACUUCUGGCAGCACGAGAUUGCCGUUCAGAAGAUCCCACAGCCGCAGUCUUAUUACUCUUCGCCUCUUACUCGCUGCCUGAAGACCACCAAUCUCACCUUCAACGGCAUCCCAACGCCGGAGUACUACCCAUUCGUCCCUACCGUCAAGGAACUCUUGCGUGAGGGCAUCUCCAUCCAUACCUGCGACCACCGCCGCAAUCGCACUUACAUCCACAACCUCUUCUCAACCUGGGAUGUCAGCGACCUUGGCGAGUACGACACCAUUUGGAACGGUGUCUCUGCCGAGACCAAUGAUGCCCAAGAUGCUCGUAGCAAGAAGGUUCUUGAUUCGAUCUUCGGCACUGAUGACCACACCUGGCUCUCCAUCACAUCCCACUCUGGUGAAAUCGGCAGCAUCCUUCGUGUCGUUGGUCACCGCUCGUUCUCCCUUAACACUGGCGCCGUAAUCCCCGUUCUGGUCAAGGCACAAUUCCUGCCUUCCGGCCCAGCACCAAGCAGCCCUGCAUACACUGUCAGCACUCACUGCGCAAACCCACCAGUGACUAGCAUCGCCAGCUUGGCUCAAGGCUGUGUUUGUAGCGGGACAGCCGUUGGUGGCAUCACGACACCCAUCUACAAUAUUUCCAGCGACUACCCAUCUGGAGCGGGUUUCCAGGCCACCGACCUGAACACGCCCACUGUACUUGCGAGCGCGACCGCCACUGCUACCGCCACGGGAGGUGCGAGCGGCAGCUCCAGCAGCAGCUUUUCUACCAGCUCCAGCAAGAGUUCGAGCGCAUCAACCUCGGCAAGUAUCACUGCUAGCGCGAGCACCAGCUCCAGCCGCCCAUAUGGACCACCGGGCUACAAUCCGUGGUCAUCUAGCUAUGGCUGGUGGUAG
This is a messenger RNA of Recurvomyces mirabilis, 1341 nucleotides long. RefSeq names its product putative phosphoglycerate mutase pmu1. Gene Ontology annotation, cellular component: cytoplasm. The transcript has 3 exons. Gene Ontology annotation, molecular function: phosphatase activity. Bases 1 to 1341 code for a protein of 446 amino acids. The record is from RefSeq and is a predicted model, not a curated record. Lineage: Eukaryota; Fungi; Ascomycota; Dothideomycetes; Mycosphaerellales; Teratosphaeriaceae.